GAGAGAGAGGGUCUCAUUUAAUAAAAGAUUAAUUGAAUUAGACCCGAAAGCUCUUUCUCUUCAUUUGACCCCCUCCCACGAUCUCUUCUUUAAGAAUCGUUGGUUAAACCCCCCUCACCCAUGGGUUGGUAUUGUCCUGCCCCCCCCUCUUCCUUUUUCUCCUUCCUUCGGUCCUCCUCUUCUUGCUUUGGUAAACCACCUUCUGAUUUAGCCCAAGCGAGCUCACAAAAAAUCUGAUUACAGAGAGAAAUGAAGACCUGCCCACUUCUUUCAUAACUCUCCUCUCUCUCUCUCUGUUUCCCGCAUUGUGUGUCAUUUUGCUUGAGGAAAGAAAAACAGAGACAAGAGCGCGAGAGAGAGAUUCUUGAGGGGCCCAGAUGGGAAGGUCUCCUCCUUCCUCUUCCUGCUCUUCUUCCCCAUCAUCGUCGUCCUCUUCAUCAGCUUCUUGCGUUGUUGGGUCCAGUAGCCCUCAUGACAUAGCUGAGAAGCCCCAGAGGAAACGCUCCAGGAAAAUUCAGAAUCGCAAUUCUUCAGCUGACGAUCAAUCCCCGAAUGCCAACAGCCCCAGCUCCGCUCGGAGAAGCUCUGUUUACAGAGGAGUCACCAGGCAUAGAUGGACAGGGAGGUUUGAAGCUCACCUGUGGGACAAGAGCUCCUGGAACAAUACACAGAACAAGAAAGGAAGACAAGUUUAUUUGGGCGCUUAUGAUAGCGAGGAAGCGGCCGCCCGCACCUACGACCUCGCCGCCCUGAAAUACUGGGGGCCCGACACGAUCUUAAAUUUCCCGAUAGAUACGUAUGAGAAAGAGCUCGAGGAGAUGCGGAACGCCUCCAAGGAGGAGUACCUGGCGUCCCUGCGGCGGCGCAGCAACGGCUUUUCUAGAGGGGUCUCGAAGUAUCGCGGUGUGGCAAGGCAUCAUCACAAUGGGAGGUGGGAGGCUAGAAUUGGGCGAGUUCUUGGCAACAAGUAUCUCUACUUGGGUACAUACAAUACACAGGAGGAGGCGGCAGCUGCAUACGACAUGGCGGCCAUCCAAUACCGAGGAGCGAAUGCGGUGACCAACUUCGACAUUAGCAAUUACGUUGAAUGCUUGAAGAAGAAAGGCAUCCAUGUGGACGUGCCGCAACCCCAAGCAACACCAGCCGACCCUCCCAAAUCGCAAGAAACACAGCAUGACAUUGUUCCUGACGACCCGAAGCCGCAAACACCCCUCAAACAAGAGAAGCUAGAGCAACAGGUCCUCCGAUAUGCCGAUGACCUCGACCUCCACCCGUCACCCAAUUGCAUGGACAUGGACUCCUCAUGCAUAAUGGACUCGGCUGACGACUGGGAGCUCUCUCCCUGGAGCUUCUGCAUGGACGUGAUCGGGCUCAACCUGUUGCCGGUCCCGGACCUCAUGAUCGAGAAGGGAGGGGAACUGCCGGAUCUGUUCGGUGAGCGGGGUUUCGAGGAUGACAUCGACUUGAUCUUCGGAGGGGACGGUGGAGUGGUGGAGGUUGAAGGGAAUGAGGUGGAGGGUAAUGAUGGGCAAGGGAUGAUGUUGUUGUGUGAGAGAUCAUCGUCCUCCCCAUCUUCUUCAACAACUUCAGUUUCUUGUGACUAUAGUAGUGUUUGAAGGUCCUCCCUGUUUUUUCUUUUUUGUUUAUACCUUUCCUGGGUGGGAGAUAUGUUUGGAAGGUAAGAACUGGUUGGGUUUGUUUAACUCUUUUUUGAGUUUUCCUUCUUUUGGUGGAGUUGGAAUCUGUCGGGGGAUGGUUGAUGGGAAAGAUUAAAAAAAGCAACUGUUCCGAAAU
This is a messenger RNA of Rhodamnia argentea, 1794 nucleotides long. RefSeq names its product ethylene-responsive transcription factor WRI1. The record is from RefSeq and is a predicted model, not a curated record. The transcript is spliced from 7 exons. Gene Ontology annotation, molecular function: DNA binding; DNA-binding transcription factor activity. Bases 378 to 1616 code for a protein of 412 amino acids. Gene Ontology annotation, biological process: regulation of DNA-templated transcription. Lineage: Eukaryota; Viridiplantae; Streptophyta; Magnoliopsida; Myrtales; Myrtaceae.